Carlito syrichta (Philippine tarsier) is the source of this 1089-nucleotide messenger RNA. RefSeq names its product CD2 molecule (gene CD2). Lineage: Eukaryota; Metazoa; Chordata; Mammalia; Primates; Tarsiidae. The record is from RefSeq and is a predicted model, not a curated record. Gene Ontology annotation, cellular component: membrane. The coding region runs from base 1 to 1059 and encodes 352 amino acids. Gene Ontology annotation, molecular function: signaling receptor binding. Gene Ontology annotation, biological process: positive regulation of type II interferon production; cell-cell adhesion. The transcript has 5 exons.
AUGAGUUUCCCAUGUAAAAUGUUAGCCAGCUUCCUUCUGAUCUGCAACUUUCCUGCCAAAGGUAAGCUGACGUGUGCAGAAAUAAGCAAUGGAACCAAAGUCUGUGGUAUCCUGCACGACCACGUGAACUUGGACAUUCCCGAUUUCAAAAUGGAAGGUGAUAUCGAUGACAUACGCUGGGAAAACAGGACCACCAAGGUCGCACGACUCAAGACACACAAGGGCUACUCCCAGACAAACAGCCCCUACGAAGUACUAGCAAAUGGAACUCUGAAAAUUAGACAGCUGAAUGUAACUUCCAAAGGCCUCUACAAGGUCUCCGUGUACAACAAAGGUGGAAAACACAUCAAGGAACACACAUUUGAUUUGACGGUUCAAGAGAGGGUCUCAAAACCCAAAAUCUUCUGGACCUGUAAGAACGCAAGCCUGACCUGUGAGGUAACGAAAGGCACUGACCUCGAAUUGCAGCUCUAUCAGAAUGGGAUGCUUCUCACAAGAGGCUUUCAGAAGGUCAUCACACGUAGGUGGCACACCAACCAGAGUGCAGCAUUCGAGUGCGUGGCAAAGAACAAGUGCAGCGAGAAUUCCAGCAAAGAGGCUGUCAUCUGUUCAGAGAAAGGUCUGGACAUCUACCUCAUCAUCGGCAUCGGUGCAGGAGGCACCCUCUUGAUUGUCUUUGUGGCACUGCUCAUUUUCUACAUUAGUAGGAGGAAAAAGCAGAACAGAAGGAGAAAUGAUGAAGAGCUGGAAAUAAGAGCCCACAGAGUAACUGUACCAUCAGAGGAAAGAAGUCGGAGACUCCCCCAAAUUCCAGCCUCAAGUCUGCAAAAUCCAGCUGCCUCCCAGCCUGCUCCACCGCCUGGUCAUCGUGCCCAGGCACCUGGUCUCCGUCCCCUGGCUCCUGGCCACCGUGUCCAGCAGCAGCCUCAGAAGAGACCUCCUCCUCCGUCAGGCACACAUGCUCACCAGCAGAAAGGGCCUCCCCUCCCCAGACCUCGAGUUCAACCAAAACCUCCCCAGGGGGCCACAGAAAACUCGCUGUCCCCUUCCUCCAACUAAAAGCGAUGGAGCCUGUCCUUUCCAAUAAAA